UGCAGCCAAAUGUUGUUCUCAAGGCAUUCCAGUACAGCGCGUUGGUCAUGAUGAGGAGAUGUCUCUGCCUGGACUUGGGCUAGCAGAGCCUGAAGAGCUGUCUGCAGUUGAGACAGCGCAACAUGACCUGGCCAAAGACUGCGAAUGGCGUUUUGAAGUCGCCGUGGGAAAGUAUGUUCAGGUCAAGGUAUUGACAGGUACCGCCGAGCUCUUCGGCACCGAACUGGUUAUCGGCAACACAUACACGUUCACAGGCACGAAGGCUGCCAUCUACACCUGGCAUGGCUGUGCAUUUGAAGUCAGCGGCGACUCACUACAGAGCGAGUACACCGCUGAAGAGACGCCCAUGAGCGAGUACAUAAACCUGCAUUUCGCCCUCGAGAGUCUACGUGACCAAACCAAAGCGUCCGGCCGAGAAGGUCCACGAGUUCUAAUCCUUGGACCAGAAAACGCAGGAAAAAGCACACUCGCAAAAGUCCUGACUGGCUAUGCUUCUCGAUCUGCGCGAUCUCCUGUCGUCGUAAACCUGGACGUCCAAGAAGGAGUAAUGAGUGUCGCUGGCACCCUUACGGCCACCGUCUUCAAGAGCAUGAUGGACGUCGAAGAAGGAUGGGGAACAGCACCUAUGAGUGGUCCGAACGGAGCGGUCCCCGUGAAACUGCCACUGGUCUACUUCUUCGGCAGCCACACUCCAGAAGGGAAGGAUGGCAAGGUUUACAGGGCUCAGGCCAAUCGUCUCGCCCUAGCUGUUGCAGGACGAGUGGCUCAGGACGCAGAAGCCCGAGAAAGUGGCGUCAUCAUCGACACCCCAGGCAGCCUCAUCAGCACCAAAGCCGGCAACGUAGGCUACGACAUUAUCCAAGAGAUUGUCUCCGAAUUCGCAGUGUCAGCCAUCAUCUGCAUCGGCUCUGAAAGAUUAUACAGUGAUAUGGUCAAGCGAUUUGACCGGCAACCAACGGCAUCUCGAACACCCAGUGCAAACGAGACCAUCUCCGUGGUCAAACUGGCCAGAUCGGGCGGCUGCGUCGAUCGCGACCCGAACUUCAUGCAGGCCUUUCGUGCCGCUCAGAUCAAGACGUACUUCUACGGCAACCCACGCCUGAGCAACGGUAUCUCGUUACAGCCUCGUCAACAACAAGUCGACUUUUCCACAUUGACUGUCUGGCGGCGCAUAGGGAGCACGCCUAAUCCAUCUGGCGAAUGUGCAGACGAAGACUACGACACAUUUCUACCAGGCGGGCAUGAAGACUCUGGAAACAAGGUUGCUCUGCCUGCGUCACAGAUAUAUGAACGAUUGUCCGCUCCGGUUGCGGCCAUGCGCAGUUCCAUCCUUGCAGUCAUGAAUUGCGAGCCCGAAGCCGACCAGGGAGUCAUCCGAGACAGUAGCGUCAUGGGGUUCUUGUACGUGACGGACACCGACGAGACAAGGGGCCGUAUCAGCUUGCUCAGUCCCGUCGCUGGACGUGUUCCAAGCCGUGCUAUUGUGUGGGCAGGCUGGCCAGAGCCCGUGCUGGGAAUGGAUAGAUCAUAAAUCUUGUGAAUGGAGCAGGAGGGCAUCUGACAGGCAACCAUAGACCACGAUGAUUGAAAAUGAACGGGCAUUUUGACGUGA
Molecule: messenger RNA, 1612 nt
Organism: Exophiala viscosa
Lineage: Eukaryota; Fungi; Ascomycota; Eurotiomycetes; Chaetothyriales; Herpotrichiellaceae
Product: Pre-mRNA cleavage complex II protein Clp1-domain-containing protein
Exons: 2
Coding region: 59-1531 (490 amino acids)
Biological process (GO): tRNA splicing, via endonucleolytic cleavage and ligation
Cellular component (GO): mRNA cleavage factor complex; nucleus
Molecular function (GO): ATP hydrolysis activity; polynucleotide 5'-hydroxyl-kinase activity
Source: RefSeq, a predicted model, not a curated record